Messenger RNA from Exaiptasia diaphana, 1713 nucleotides. Its product is annotated as adenosine receptor A2b-like. Lineage: Eukaryota; Metazoa; Cnidaria; Anthozoa; Actiniaria; Aiptasiidae. Gene Ontology annotation, biological process: G protein-coupled receptor signaling pathway. The coding region runs from base 156 to 1202 and encodes 348 amino acids. Gene Ontology annotation, molecular function: G protein-coupled receptor activity. The transcript has a single exon. Gene Ontology annotation, cellular component: membrane. The record is from RefSeq and is a predicted model, not a curated record.
CCAACGGURCUACCCAGACUGGCUUAAGCUUCUGUUUAAAUCAGAAAUCAAACCAAUGUUGCUAUAGUCAAUGUCAUCAGCUUUUCGUCAAUGASCACCUUAUGAACUCAUAGAAAAGCAAAGUUUCUUUUCAUUUAAAAGCGAMAKUUGAAACGAUGGAUAAUCUUAGCCAUACCCAAAAUGCCACCAAUGCAACAUUUCCAGGAGAUAUAAAAAUGGAUUUAUAUCAGGGAACAGCAAUUGUAGCAAUGAACUUGCUCCUUUCCUGCAUUGGAACAUUUGGGAAUUUCUUGAUCAUUAUUGCWGUUCUAAAGACACCUCAACUUCGACAAAAGCCGUCCAACCACCUUCUCCUAAGUUUGGCCGUAGCCGACAUGAUAGUGACUAUGGUUGCACAGCCAUUAUUUGCCACUUCUAUCUCCAUCAUAACGAUCCAUGAAAGCUGCAGCAUAUCGGUUAGCGUAGCGUACUUAACCGCCACUUCGUUCUCUGGAUGUUGUUCGACCCUUCACCUUGCUGCCAUCAGUGUUGACCGAGCAAUAUCUACCGUUAAACCCCACCAACACCGGGAUAUUAUGAGGAAAUGGUGUAACGUAAUACUGGUCUUUAUUUGGGGAUCAGCUAUUACAUAUGGUAGUCUGUUUGUGAAAUUUCCAGAAGUGAAGAUAGUUUCCCAUGUAUCUUUGGUAUCAUGUUUUACCAUUAUGACUUGCUCAUAUGGGACAAUCAUCUACAAGAUCAAAACCCCUAGUGGUGUAGCGACAGAGGCUUUCAAUGCUCGYGAAAGAGCGUUAGAGAAACGGGUCUCUGGGACUAUUGCUAUCGUUAUCUUACUAUUCGCUUUCUGCUGGUUCCCUAUAGUUGUCUACAACCUGUAUCAACCCAAUUAUUCAAUGAUAUGCUCAUUUGAUGUGAAGCUUACUUGGAUUCGCUCUCUACUGUUAGCCAAUUCUUCGAUGAAUUUUAUUGUGUACAGUUUAAGAAUUCGACAGUUCCGUGCUGCUUUCAUAAGAUUAAUUAAUAAAAGUGUUCGACCUUUGAUGCAGACAACAAGGCUGUGUUUUCGAGACAAUAGAAGUGUAGAAGACGGCUUAACUGUGAYACGGAUUACUACUCUUUCCAAGUCCGUAAAUCCACCAUUUUCGAUUAAUAAGCAAAAACAGGAUCCAGAAGGGAUGAAUUAUAAAGAACACAUAAAUUGAACCUUUUAUAUGGAAAGAUGAAAUACGAAGUCAACAUUAYAUUUGAACAUCAUCUUAUAUUUCUUGCUAAGGAUGUGGUUAAGUAGUCUUGGUUUGUGAUUCUAAAUCAAUUCUACCGUAGAUAGUUUGAGAUCAUGUCCUGAUAAGAUAGAUGUCUAAUUUCCUUUCUUAGUUGAGCUCCAGCUUAGGAUAACACAUUGUAGAUUGGAUGUACAAUACUCAUUCAUUUUGUGGCCACAACUCUGAACGAACUUGAAAUCAAUGUAUAAUUCGGAAAAGAUUUCUUGGAAUUGAUAUCUCUUGGACGUGGCCAUAUGUCUCGAUAAGGAAUGUAAUAUUCAACAUUGUUUAUCAAAUCUACAAACUUCWUGCUGGCUUAAAGUUGUUGCAUUUCAGUAAUUCAUGAAUAAAUUCAUUUAUUGAAUGCCAAUUUUAGUCAAAAGGUCGACAUGCAAGAUAUCAAACAAUCUUGGCAAGGUCAAGAGGAACCUUUUUCCAGAUUACUUUAUAU